UAAAUAAUUUGUAUCAAAAAUAGGGAAAUAUUAAAUAUAUCGAAAUAAGAUUUUAUGAAUUAGGAAAUGCAUGCAGAAGUACAAGCAACAAGCUGUUAUUUAAAUAAUAAAAAGCUGUAUUUUGCAGAAUGCAGAAGGUACUAGCAAGAUGCUUAUCGCAAAAUGCUUUAAAUGCUUUGCUCGUUUUAAUAGGCGUGUUGAUCCGCAAUUUUGUGGGGAGGGGAGGGUCUCGAGUAUCUGCGCGAAUCGAUGUAUUAAAUUAUCAAUAUUUCACGCGUAAACAGAGAGCAUCGAGGGGGACGUUCCCUUGUAGCCAAGUUAACACCUGUGAGACCGACAAAAUAAGAAGCAACGUAGUACACCCAGGAUAGAUCGGCGAUGUAUCAUGUCUACCUAGUUUACCAGGUCAGUUAUCACCCGUCGUAGAACGUCAUUGUAUAAUUAGCGUGCUCUGGUUUGACGUCAUUGUUUCAUAUAAAUACCGAAUGCCCGAUCCUGGUCACCAUAAACUCGUGAGAGAGCUGACUAGGACGUUCUAUUGUACUCCUAACAAACUUUGCAUUGAACGCUGCUUCAUCUUCUGAGUAACAUAUUAAUAUUGAGCGAAAGCGAUCGUUAUUUUCUUGCAAAGUAUCAACAUAAUCCGACUUUCAAAUACACAAUGAUGUCUGUCACAUUGAUCGUCUUUGCGCUGCUGUUCGUCGCCUACUCUUACGCAUCGCCUCUUAGAAUGGCGAGCAUGUAUGGUUCUCCCUUACUUGUAAUUAUUCAAGAACUCGACGAUCCUGAAGCUUCAAUGAACGAGGAACCGGUGUACGCGUUAAACGGCGAUUCUAAAUUUGCGGACAGUAUCGCGAAUCUCGACAUCGAAAAACGCAGCGCAGAGGAAGCAGAUGAUGAUGAUCUCGAGACAGCAGCUGGUACCAACGUUCUUCGUCCCCUCUUCGUCUAUCGCCAGCAGGUCGCGUAUCGACAACGUGCCAGAGACGCGAUUCGACGAGGUAGGCGGAUAUAAGCGGAGAAAGGAAAAAUCGAUUUGGAGAUUUCAACAAUUGCAACCGAUUGUUAUCUCAUUUUGGUAUUGUCAGGAAGAUAAUACAUUCGAGAUACUUGGAGACCUCCAUAUAAAGCCUCAAUGGUCCUAAAGAUCUUUAAAAUCCUAGAGAAGGAUUGAAAAAGAAUCGGGCCUAUGUGAUAAGAAAAAAAAACUUUUUAUGGAAUUCAGACAGAGAAGAUUAAAGAAGGAUGAACGAAUUAAAGGAAGACGAGAAUGGCUUUAAAGAUGAUUCGAUUAAACAAAGUACAAACAUCCGUUUUGAAAAGUGGCAAGCUGAUAAUGAUAACGUGGUUCUUUUUUUGCGGCAAAACUCAUAUUCAAAACUUCGUCUGGAGGCAGUAUGAAAUAAAUCUUGCUGCUCACGGAUAUUUAAAGGAGCGUCCGGGAGCGCAGAAGUGUGAGAAACCUGUAAACAGCGAAGCGGAAGACUCGCGCCAGUGUGAAAAUUUCGGGCGUAAAUAAAACUGUUCUCUUGUCGACGCAGCUUGUCGCGUGAGAUAAAAAAAAAUGUAAGGUAUAGAGAAAACGGGGAGAUCCGGUAAAACGACGAAAAAAGAAACUUCGAAAAACGAGCGAACUUCAAAACUGCAGCAAAAGGGAUAUUGAACUUGUAUAGUAUAAUUAUGCUAAAAGGUUGCGGACCUCGUUAUUUCGACGAAGAUUAACGGUGCUGGUUAACGAACACAGACUAAUCUCGCUGAUUCAGGAAGGUCUUUUUGUUAACAAGCGCGAGAUAACGAGAGCGAUUGAAAAAACUCAGAGAAGCAUUUAGUUAUUUUACGAUCACGUAUGAUCUCUUACAAAAUCCUGUAGGCUUAAGUCAGAUUAGAAUUAAAUUUGCGAGAGAGGGAGCUGAAUAAAGUAACAAAUAGAGUAACAGAAGAAAAUUAUGUUAUAGGAAAAGCGCGCAGUGUAUUUCUUUGUCAUGUAAUUAAAUAGCUAUAGCUACCGUUUUCUUUUAAUUGUAAAUUAAUAGUUAAAAGUAGCAUUAAUCGAAAGCUGUCUACCAAAGUUGCGUUACGCAAGCAAGCAAAUUAAUGGGUAUUGUGGAUACUCGAAUUAUAUCAGAGCGUUACAUUGUGAUACGAUUUCUUUGAGGAAAUAUUGCGUGUGUAAUAAAUACAUAUGACAUUUUAUAAAUAAAUUUAAAAUAUUGAUUAUUUUAAUUAA
This is a messenger RNA of Solenopsis invicta (red fire ant), 2227 nucleotides long. RefSeq lists its product as uncharacterized. The record is from RefSeq and is a predicted model, not a curated record. The transcript has 2 exons. Lineage: Eukaryota; Metazoa; Arthropoda; Insecta; Hymenoptera; Formicidae. The coding region runs from base 662 to 1015 and encodes 117 amino acids.